Hyla sarda is the source of this 1522-nucleotide messenger RNA. RefSeq lists its product as uncharacterized. The record is from RefSeq and is a predicted model, not a curated record. NCBI's taxonomy places the organism in Eukaryota, Metazoa, Chordata, Amphibia, Anura, Hylidae. The transcript has 2 exons. Bases 8 to 1156 code for a protein of 382 amino acids.
CCUCCUGAUGCUCCUUGCUGCGUCCGCAUUACUCCUGUGUUACUUAAGGAGGAAUGGCUUUAAAAUAACAAACAUGAAAUCUUCAGUAAGAACCGGAGCAGCCAUGAGAAACCAGUCAACUUCCAUGACCAGUUUUGCUUGGAAUUUUUCAGACUUAAAACCUCCUAUCUACAGUGACCUCCAUGAUCCUCAAGCAAUGGCAUUGCCGAUUACAGUGGAUAGAAGCAAACAGCCCCCACCCCCCCUAUCUCCAGACAGUCAUAUGUUAUAUAUAAGUGAUGAAGAGGAAGGUAACCAGACUUCUAGGCUGGAUAGCAGAUCUGUAAAGAAGAAAAGUGACACCUCAGGACAAUAUUCAGCUCUCCAGUAUAUGUUGUCUUCUGGAGCUUCCCUUCUGGGCAGUAUGUUGGAGAAAAGUACAAUGUUCAAUCUCAAGGCCAAGAGGCGUAGCUCUUCCCUAAAAAGUGGUAUUAAUAUGGAUAUAUUGAUGGUCCCUUUGGAGUCUCCAGUGCAUGUUUCCACUUUGGAUGCCAGAGCAUCUCCCAAAGUAAGUUUACCGACAAACCUAAGCAGGAGCAGUACUCUACUGUGUGAGAAUUCCUGUGACCAGCAGUUUACCUGGGACACAGUCGGGUUGUCUAUUCAAAGUAAUCACAUAACUCAAAAAGAAACAGGUUUUGUUAUCAGUGAUUUAAAAAAGAAACCAUAUGAUCCUGAAGAAAGAGCUACCAUAAGGAACAAGGUUCAGAUACAAAAUCCAGACUACACACUGCCAAAGGCUUGGUUUGUAUCAAUCAGAGACAGGCCAGUAUCGGAUGGAGUUCAACUUGAAAAGAAGGAACUAAAUAAUGUGGCAAGUUUAGACUCUGGGGUGGAUACUGCAGAGGGGCUAUUGAGACCUGGGUCUGGUGGCUACAACUCCGUACCCAAAGUGUUAACAGAUGGAACUGAAAACUAUGUUCUACCCAAUACACCCAAAGAACACUCCAAUGCAAGUAAUAGUCAAGAAGAAAUGCAGGCGGUAGAGGGGGCAAAUGAAGAGCGUCACAACUUGUAUAUAACACAUCAAGAGGCAGCCAGAAAGCUCAAUCCAGGAUAUUCUGGUAGAAGCUUGUGGGAAAAAAGGGAAGAGCGCCCACUAAUAGGUGUCAAUUAGAAUUGGUUUUUGGGCCUUUUUGCAUCAAGUGAUAGGGUUUAUUGUAAAGCUCAUGGUUUUUUAUGACGAUAAUUCAGACUUUGAAACAAUGCAGUUAAUGGCUGACUUUUGAUGCCAGACUUUUAAUAGUUUUUCUGUCAAUAUAUUUUUGAGAAUUAUGUAUUUUUUUAUUUAUUCUCUUUUUGUUUGUUAGUUUGUAUGUAACUACUGUCUUAGACAAAGCAAUAACAAAGUCAUAUAAAUGGAAAAUGUAUUUCACCUGUAGGUUCUUCAGUCCUUUGGAAAAGAUGUAUAGCUAUGUGGUGAACAUCUAUGACCUUUUUUGCUGUAAUUUUAUAUUAAUUUACAAAUACUUGUCAUGGUAUG